Messenger RNA from Metschnikowia bicuspidata var. bicuspidata NRRL YB-4993, 1588 nucleotides. RefSeq lists its product as uncharacterized. The transcript has a single exon. Gene Ontology annotation, molecular function: RNA polymerase I cis-regulatory region sequence-specific DNA binding. Gene Ontology annotation, cellular component: RNA polymerase I upstream activating factor complex; nucleus. Lineage: Eukaryota; Fungi; Ascomycota; Pichiomycetes; Serinales; Metschnikowiaceae. The coding region runs from base 30 to 1460 and encodes 476 amino acids. Gene Ontology annotation, biological process: nucleolar large rRNA transcription by RNA polymerase I; transcription initiation at RNA polymerase I promoter. The record is from RefSeq and is a predicted model, not a curated record.
GUAUACCUCCAUUUAGCUAAGCACAAAACAUGGGUCCAUCUGCUAUCCCUGUAGCCCAAAAUCAGUCUUCGUCUGCGGCAGAUGCCCCAACUAAGAUUCAUCAGGUAAAUGCGCCCACACCCGCAAUUUCGUACACCCCUACCGACGUGACAAUCCCAGCGAAAUUGUACGACAAAGUACCGAACUUGGAAUGGUACAAGAAACUCCAAGAAGCCGAACGGAAAUUGGAUUUGCUUAUUGCACAAAAAAGCUUGGAUUUCCAAUCUGUUCAAGCUGCGUCGAUGCAACCCCAUAUUGCAAAGAAGGAGACAGGCACUUUACGCGUAUUUGUUUACAACACAUGUGAAAAUAUGCCAUGGCAGAAAAUGGGACAGGGUGCUACUCUGUCUGAAACUCCAGGCCAGGAAUCUCACUGGACGCUUCGAAUCGAAGGACGAUUUAUCCCAGAUAGCAAGGAGAAUGUUGAUGCAGAGAAAGUGAAAUUCUCUUCGUUUCUCUCUGGGUUGUCGGUCGAGAUUGUACCUAAUGGUGACUACCCUAAUUUACAAGGUAACCCGUCAAACGUGAUAGAAUGGAGAGACUCAGCCACGGGUCAAGGUAUAAACCCUGCCAAAGAAAACGUGUCAAAUGGCUCUUCGCACCUGUUUGAUGGUAUCGACAUCAAGCGUCCUGGUAUCUUUAACAUUGGCACCAAAAUAGCCAUCUUCGUCAAGGAAUUCUCUUCAAAACUUGUCUUGUCUGCUCCAAUGGCUGAGUUCACCGGAAGGAGGGAGUUAUCGCAGCAAGAAAUUGUCUUUCACAUCUGGCAAUACGUUUUGUAUAAAGAUUUGUUCAAGAAGUCGGAAAACUUUACUAAAGUGCCUGCUGUGUCCUCCUCUGCCAUCUCCAACCCAACCAUGAGCGUGGAUGAAGAUGAUAACGAGAUUUCUGUCGUUCACUCAGACGAUACGCUAAGAUCUUUGUUGAAAGUGGAUGCUUUUAAGUUCCGGGACUUGUACAAAUUGAUUCAGCCUCACUUGAAUCCCAGAGAGCCUAUUGUCUUUGACUACGAGAUAGUCACCACCAAAUCCACAACUCUCGGGGAUGUAGUCAUCGACAUUCCAAUCGAAUUACCCUUAAGCAUGAGCAAAAUACAGAAAGAAAUCAUCGAAGAAAAUAAGAAGGCGUUCGAGAUUAUGUCGAAGUCAGAUGAGCACGUCCAGUUCUUGAACCAAAGAAUCUCUCUAGGAAUUGCUGCUUUACACAAUGUGAACUCACGAGAGAUCUUUUAUCGCGAAUUGAGUGAAGAUCCAGUGUCAUUCUUGAGAAAAUGGCUCGAGAGUCAAGCGGAGACAUUAAAAGCCCUCAAGAGCGAGGAAGGCUAUAAUGAAGAGACCGCUAGAAGGGCAGAAUUCUUCAAGGAAAACGAAGAACUUGUGAAGCAAAAAAUCGAGCUAAUGUUGGGGGCUCAAAAAUUGUGAGUGGUUUGAAGAUUCGUGGUUCCUUUGAAUUACCCUACAAAACAAAUCACUUGAUAAAUCGAUUUCAACUGAGGUGACUCAGUCAUUUUUAUGUAUAUUAUUCAAUAAAAGAAAAAUUGUCACAUAUU